This is a messenger RNA of Protomyces lactucae-debilis, 1838 nucleotides long. Its product is annotated as pyruvate decarboxylase-like protein. The transcript has a single exon. Gene Ontology annotation, molecular function: magnesium ion binding; thiamine pyrophosphate binding; carboxy-lyase activity. NCBI's taxonomy places the organism in Eukaryota, Fungi, Ascomycota, Taphrinomycetes, Taphrinales, Protomycetaceae. The coding region runs from base 70 to 1773 and encodes 567 amino acids. The record is from RefSeq and is a predicted model, not a curated record.
CGAAAACCCUCGAGGUUCACCACUACGCAGACAGCGCUUCGCGGUUGCAAGCAGGAACAGCUCGUAGCUAUGGGAAAGACAACAGUGGCCAACUAUCUGCUCACAAGGCUAGCAGAGCUCGGCGUCGAGAGUGUCUUUGGAGUCCCAGGCGACUACAAUCUCGCCUUCCUUGAUGAAUUUGACAAGCACAAGGAAAUCAACUGGGUCGGGUGCGCCAAUGAGCUCAAUGCUGCUUACGCUGCCGAUGGCUAUGCUCGUGUCAAGAAGGGCGUUGCGGCCUUGGUGACAACGUUCGGUGUUGGCGAACUCUCGGCCAUCAAUGGCGUUGCAGGCGCAUACUCGGAGCAUGUUCCUGUUGCCCAUAUAGUUGGAACACCCAGCACAUCAGCACAAAAGUCUGGCGCUCUGCUCCAUCACACUCUUGGCAAUGGCGACUUUAGUGUCUUUGCCAACAUGUCCAAGUCCAUCUCUGCUGCAACAACCAACUUGUCGGAUCCUCACACUGCUCCAACAGAGAUCGAUCGUGUGCUUGCAGCGUGCUUUGUUCAGGCACAUCCUGUCUACAUUGGUUUACCAACAGAUAUGGCAUACAAGGAAAUUGACGAUACGCUCUUACAGAAGCCACUGGAUCUGUCAAUCCCCCAGAAUGAUGCAGAGGUGGAAGACUACCUUGUCAAGGAAAUCACAGCACUCGUGCAUGCUGCGAAGAAGGCCAUCAUUCUAGUAGAUGCAUGUGCUAUUCGCCAUCGAGUCUUGGAUGAAGUGCACGCACUCAUCAAGGCAACUCAAUUCCCAGUCUUCUGCACGCCCAUGGGCAAGUCUGCCGUGGAUGAAACACAUCCGCUCUUUGGUGGCAUCUACAUUGGCACCAUCACACAACCGCAUAUUCAGGAAGCAGUUGAGUCUGCAGAUCUUGUGCUCAGUAUUGGGGCCCUCAAGUCUGACUUCAACACGGGUUCCUUCUCUUAUCACAUCAACAAGCAGGCUGUCGUUGAAUUUCACUCAGACAAAACACAAAUCAAGUAUGCGACAUACCCAGAUAUCGGCAUGCAGCCACUUCUCAAGCGUUUGGCAACAUCCAUUGACGUGAAGCAAUGCGCCAAGGGGAAUGUCCCAACUUUUGAGAAUAAAGUGCCUGCUGAAGCUCAGGAAGGUCCAGUCAUCAAGCAAGACUGGUUUUGGCCGACGUUGGGUAAGACGUUCAUCAAAUCUGGUGAUGUGAUUGUCUCUGAGACGGGUACGUCCAACUUUGGUCUGAUUGAUACGCAAUUCCCAGACAAUGUCAUUGCCGUCAAUCAGGUCCUUUGGGGUUCUAUCGGUUAUUCUGUCGGUGCAACACUCGGCGCUGCGCUUGCGGCGAAGGAGCUGGGUCGUCGUUGCAUGCUCUUUGUAGGCGAUGGCAGUCUCCAGCUCACUGUUCAGGAAAUCUCAACCAUGAUUCGACAUGGUCUCAAGCCUAUUUUGUUUGUCCUUAACAAUGAAGGCUACACCAUCGAACGUGCGAUUCAUGGACCAGAUGCAGCCUAUAACGACAUCAACACGGGCUGGCAGUAUCAAAACUUGCUCACCUUCUUUGGCUGUGCCUCUGAGCAUCAAGCAAGCUACAAGGUUGCCACCAAGGACGAUGUCGUGGCGUUGCUCAAGGACGAAAAGUUUUGCCAGGCAGACAAGAUUCAGCUUGUUGAGGUGAUUAUGGAGAAGAUGGAUACGCCGAGGGCGUUGAAAAGGCAAGCACAGUUGACAUCCGAAGCCAAUGAGAAGUCAGACACAUGAAAGUGUGUAUUGUAACGCAUCUAUAGACCAUUUAACGAAAGUAUACCUUUGUCCUCUCCUCUAUA